Messenger RNA from Haliotis rufescens (red abalone), 3283 nucleotides. RefSeq lists its product as uncharacterized. The transcript is spliced from 5 exons. Gene Ontology annotation, molecular function: carbohydrate binding. Bases 328 to 1263 code for a protein of 311 amino acids. The record is from RefSeq and is a predicted model, not a curated record. NCBI's taxonomy places the organism in Eukaryota, Metazoa, Mollusca, Gastropoda, Lepetellida, Haliotidae.
UUAGUCUUCAUGGAGAAAAUACCUUUCCCUUUACAAGGAAGCAAACAUUAAUACUAAUGGAAUACACAUACUAAAUCCCUUCUACUUUUGAGACAUAGUCUCAAAAUUGAACGCACCACUGUAUUUGCCCUGGAGACCCCGCUAGCUGAAUGUGUCUUUCAGUGACUGGCAACAAUAACUGAGAGACCCGAUGAGCAAAUUGGAACGCAAAAAAGGGGCAGAUUGUGUUUCCUGAGUGACGGAGAACGCACUGUCAUGUGGAUAUGAUGUGCUGGGUCACAAGCUUUAAAUGAGGUGGAAGGUUUUGCUCUGUGCGCCGUAUUCAUUAUGAAAGUGUUUCAAAAGUCUAUCCUCGCUAUAUUUGGAUUCAAUUUUUCGUAUGUCUUAACUCUCUUAUUGUACAAUACGGACAGCUGCACUAAUGUGACUUUCUACAGAAGAUUGGAAAUGGAUGAUCUGAUGUUUGCCGGGAGUCCGAUCGAAGAAAUCAGCCAGGUGGACAAGAGGGCUGAGUGCUUCUCUCAGUGUCAGUGGCGGGUAACGUGUAACAUGGUCUUGUACAACCCCCUUAUUAGAAAGUGUAAAUUGUACACUGAAGCCUUUGAUUCGAGGAGUGAUGACUCUGUUGAAACCGGAUGGGAGUACUAUGGAAUUUCAUGUGCCGACUUUACACUUCAAAAUGCACGUGCAGAUGUUAACGUCAUCAACACUGACCCUAAAGAUGUCUGCAACACCAACAGCAUUGCCUCUAAUGACAACACGUCAUCCUGUUACACAGGUGCAUCAUGGGAAGUGGUGCCAGUCAAGUGUGUGUCGUGCUACAUAGGCAUGACAAGGCAAUCCAUGAUUCCAUCCAUGGAAUAUUCAGAAGAUUUGAACUUUGACCUUACUGCAGGGAUGAAGCUGAGACUGGCAGUGUCUGGAGACACGAUUGACCACAACAAUGUCUUCUUUGAAGCCCAGAACACGGACUUUGUGUACGUAUUGUCUUUGAGAUGGAGCAAAAGCCCAACUCGAGCCGUCUUCAAUACACUGCAGGGGGGGGCCUUUGCUACAGCAGAAGUGGAGCUCGGUGUUUCAGUCAAUGACAUCAAUAACUACGUCAUUGAAAUCCACAUCAGUAAGACUCAUUUUAUGACGUAUGCUGACGGGACUCUGUUGAUGACCAACCAGAUGCGUCUCCCUAUCACUGGUGUCCGACGUGUCACUGUGGAAGGUCUCACGGCACUGCACAGUUUCCACAUUGGCUAUGUGCUGUGCUGAUUUCCACUCAGGACAUCCACAAUUACGCUGCAUCAAGAUAUGACUCUGUGUAGACAUCAUUUGUGUAUGUGUGGCCUUCAAACAUGACCAUCCCGAUUAUGUUUCUAUGUUUGUCAGCACCAUACCCGUGCUCGUGGGUUUCACUGAAGUGGUAAACGUCUGAGACCUGCAUCACUUCGGGCUUUCCUCCCACGCUGACACGCCGUGAUAUGACUGGAAUAAUGUUAAAAGCGGCGUUAAGCCCAACUCGCUCUCACUCAAAAAUGACCAAACAAUCAUAUUCGUAAGAAAGCUCUACCAAAAGCAGUGCCCAACGUGCGAUUCCAACUAAAGCAUGACAUGUGUUUAUGAAUCGCUAUAAAAUAGAGAUGAUGCCAGAUGCUCGCGGAAUGGUGAGGCAAUCCUGCUCCACUGGUAUAGCUAUCAAGCUAGCUUAUGUAGAGGAGAUAUUAUUGAAGUUACCUCUGAUUAAAUAAUGAAAACUGCAUCAAUGGAAUACAUUCAAGUGAGUGAGUGAGUUUGGUUUUACACCGUUUUUAGCAACAUUCCAGCAAUAUCACGGCGGGGAAUACCAGAAAUGGGCUUCACAUAUUGUACCCAUGUCGGGAAUCAAACCCGGAUCUUCGACGUGCCGAGCGAACGCUUUAACCACAGGGCCACCCGAUCGCCCCUGAUACAUUAAAGAAAAAGAUACAAUUAUUUAUCAGAACACUAUUAACGAAAUUCUUACAGUGCUGAAUUUGUUGUUUGUGGUCUUCAUGCUGUUACUCAAUAUCCUCUUACCGAAUUGGCAAAUGAUCUACUCUCGUGCUACCAUUAUCUCUGAAACAUGAAAAUUGGUCUCCCUUUGUUCAAAAUUGUAUCUGAUAUGGGGGAAAACGGUCCCUGCUAGAGACAAAAAUGGGAAACAGCAUCUCAGUUUCUCGGCAAAGGCGUGAGUGAAUGAGUGAGUUUGGUUUUACGUCGCUUUUAGCAAUACCAGCGCCCCUCUCGGCAGAGGAAGCUACGUAGGAUGUGAUAGAUGUUUGGUUGGAAUGAAUGUUUGACAUAAUGCCCAGACGUUACAUCACCGCUACCCAAGCUCAUAAAUCCAUACUGGUCAGAUAUUGUUAGACAAGCACAGUAACCAGUCUCUCAAUUUGAUACAUUCUGUUUCCAAAUGACAAGUUGUUUCGCACUCGGCUGAUCAUUGUCGACUUUUCUAGACUUGCUCUGUUUUACUGUUUGACUGUUUAGUGGAAUUUUGUAGCUUGUAGACAAUAGAAAUUCAACAUACUUGACAGGUUUUCUUUGACAAUCACAGUCACCGGUCUCUCAUCUUGACACAUUCUGUUUUAAAAUGACACAUUUUAUGGUAUUCGGCUGACAAAUGUCGCCUUUUUCUAGAUUUGCUGUAUUUUAUGCAAUAUUUGGUAAAAUAAACGCUUGACUGUUUAGCAGAUUUUUGGUAGCUUAUAGGAAAUAUGAAAACAAUGAAAACUGGUCAGAUAUUCUUUGACAAGCACAGUAACCGGUCUCUUACCUUGACACAUUCUGUUUCAAAAUGACACAUUUUUAGCACUCAGAUGACAAAUGUCGACUUUUUCUAGACUUCCUUAAUGUAAAAGAACAUUUGGUGCAAUAAACUUUUGACUGUUUAGUGCAAUUUUGCAGCAUGCAGGAAAUGUGAAAAGAAUCCAAAGUGGUCUGAUAUUCUUUGACAAGCACAUUAACCGGUCUGUCAUCUUGACACAUUCUUUCUCAAAAUGUCACAUUUUCCCGGCCUCCGGCUGACAAAUGUCGCCUUUUUCUAGUCAUACUGUAUUUUACAAAGUAUUACAGAUGAAUAAACUUUUAACUGUUCAGUGGAGUUUUGUAGCUUGUGAACAAUAGGAAAACAAUCAAUACUGGUCAGAUAUUCUAUGACAAGCACAGUAACCGGUCUCUCAUCUCGACACAUUCUGUUUCAAAAUGACACAUUAUUUCGCACUUGGCUGACAAAUGUCGACUUUUUUCUAGAUUUGCUGUAUUUUAAAGAAUA